GCCCGUGCGCCCCGAGGGCCCGGGGAGAAGGGCGCGGCGGCGGAUCACCCGCUGUACUUUCGCAGCAUCACUCAUCUCUGGCUCCUCUUCUCUCCUCGCCCAGCCCAGCUCCGCCCAGGCCUCCACCUGAGAAGCUGGAUUUGGACCUUCUCGGCCUCGCGGAAUUCGGACUUUCAUCACCUCCACCCAACGCAUGUGGCUCUUGGAGAAAACUGGCUGCAGGGUGGGGACCGCGGAGCCCGGGGCCCGGUGGGCGCCCUCUGGCCUGUUCCCUAAGCGCCGCGCCCCGUCCCCGCCGGUGCGCGCCUGCCCCAAUGUCCUCACCCCGGAUCGCAUCCCGCAGUUCUUCAUCCCGCCUCGGCUCCCGGACCCGGGCGGCGCCGAGACCCCGGGCGGGCGCGACUCGGGCAGGCGCGGCCUCCCCGCGGCCUGCUCGCUGCCGCACCUGGCGGGCCGCGAAGGGUGGGCCUUCCUGCCCGAGAGCCCGCACACGCGCCGGCGCGAGUCCCUGUUCCACUCGCCCCCGCCCGCGCCCGCUGGGGGGCUUCCCCCGGUGCAGUCCCGGCUGCACGUCUCCACCCCGGAUCUGCGCCUCUGCCGGGCCCCUGACAGCGACACGGCCUCGUCGCCCGAUUCGUCGCCCUUCGGCUCGCCACGGCCAGGCUCCGGCCGGCCCCGACCACCCAGGCCGCACUCGCCGUCGCCGGAAGAGGCGAGCUCGGCGGACACCAGCCCGUACGCGUCGCGCCGCGCGGGCCCCCCCACGCUGCCGCUCUUCCACCUCGACGUCUUGUGCUGCCAGCUGCGGCCGACCAAGGAGAGCGUGCUGCGUCUCGGGCCCCGUGGCGGGCAGCUGCGGCUCUCCGCCGAGUACCAGGCCGGACCCCGGCGUCUGCGGCUGCGCCUGGUCAGUGCCGAGGGCCUGCCCCUGUCGCAGGCUGGCCCCGGGAGCGGCGGUGGCGGCUGCUGCGUGGUGCUGAGGCUGCGGCCGCGCGUCCGGCCGCGGGGCCAGCGGAGCCGCGUGGUCAAAUGCAGCGCCAACCCCAUCUUCAACGAGGACUUCUUCUUCGACGGGCUCGGCCCGCCAGACCUGGCCGCCCGCACUCUGAGGGCCAAGGUGCUGGAGAGGGGCGCAGGGUUCCGCAGGGACGUGCUGCUGGGGGAGUGUGAGACGCCGCUUAUUGCCCUGCUGCCCACCUUGGGUGGGGGGCUAGGUUCAGGGGCCUCCCUGGCGCCUGCCCAGCUCAGCCUGUAGGCUGAGAGACUGUCUCUUCCUCAGGAGGUCUCCACGGGGUCUGCAGUCAUUCUUUCCCUCUACCAGACAUCUAUU
This is a messenger RNA of Ceratotherium simum simum (southern white rhinoceros), 1330 nucleotides long. It is a transcript of the gene C2CD4D, whose product is annotated as C2 calcium dependent domain containing 4D. The record is from RefSeq and is a predicted model, not a curated record. Lineage: Eukaryota; Metazoa; Chordata; Mammalia; Perissodactyla; Rhinocerotidae.